AUGAAGAGGGAGCCAUGGCAGGGUGAGGAGGCUGCCACCUUCGUGGCGGACCUGUGCGAGCUGCCGCAGUAUGCGGAGACCGCCAUGCGGAACUUCUCAUUGAUUGGCCUCAGGGACUUGAGGAAGCAGGGCUUCCUCUCCAAAGGCCUGUCUCGCGCCGGGAUCUGCGACUGGCAACAUCAAAAAAGGAUUGCCACUGAGCUGAUCAGCUUGGAGCAGAGCUUAAGUGCAGAGAUGCUGGAGGGCCCAGUGCUGAGCCGCUCCGCGUCGGACCCUUCGGUGACGAUCCGAGCGUCACAGAGCUUGGAGCAACACGUGAGGAAGCCAGGGCCGUUUCGAUUGCCGCGCGGCCAUCUUGACGACCUUGCUUCAAUAAGUGGGACAAGGCCUCCGGUGAAGCCGCAAAAGAAUCAGUUCAUGAUUUGCCGUGGUGACAUGUCAAAAAUCAGGUCUCCGCAGCUGACCGGCACUGCAAAGGCGAUGCUGAAACCCUCAGCCUCCUUAGGCCCCAGCUAUGCCUCACAAGAACGACGUUCACCCAGCCUGUAUAAUUUGCCAUGA
Molecule: messenger RNA, 561 nt
Organism: Durusdinium trenchii
Lineage: Eukaryota; Dinophyceae; Suessiales; Symbiodiniaceae
Source: the annotation of a GenBank genome assembly